GAUCACAAUUCAUCAGUUUCAGACAAAAACCCUAGAGAAAGAAAAUCAUGCCUGAGACGACGAAGACCGAAAUGGCGACUUCUACUAACUCCUCAGCCAAGAAAUCUACCAAGAAGAUCAAUCUCUUGGAUCACAAUUCUAUCAAAAACAUCCUCGAUGAAUCAGUCAACGAAAUCGUCACUGGUCGUGGUCACAUUGAAAAUGUUAAGAUGAGUAACAUUCGUCUUUUCUUGGGGAUUAUCAUCAUUGGUAUUGCUCUUGUUGCUCAAUUCUACCCUAAGAAGUUCCCAGAGAAUAGAGAUUUUCUCAUCGGCUGCAUUAUAUUGUAUAUUUUGUUCAAUGCGAUAUUGCAGCUAAUCAUACACACAAAGGAAAAGAAUGCUAUUUUGUUUACAUAUCCUCCUACUGGAUCCUUCAGCAACACUGGUUUAAUUGUCUCUUCCAAGUUGCCAAGGUUCUCUGAUUUGUAUACUCUCACCAUAGCUAGUGCAGAUCCCAAAUCCAUAUUGGCUAAGCCAACUGUGGAACUCACCAAGAGUGUAACUCAAUGGUUCACCAAGGAUGGAGUUCUAGUUGAGGGCCUUUUCUGGAAGGAUGUUGAUGCAUUACUAAAUAAGUAUGCCAAGGAGUCUAAGAAGAGCAAGUGAAGUUGUUAGAUUCAUCUCUAUCAUGUUGGCGCAUGCGGUUCUUAGGGCAUAUAUGGCAUUGAGUUUAGUUUAAUUAUGAUUUGGCCAAGACGAAUUUUAGACUAAUCAAAAAAAAUUACAUGGGAAUUGGUUGUUUUUUACCUUGCAUACAUGGAUUUAGUCUAACUAUUCAAUUUCAUGGUUUUCUUCUUACAUUUUUGUUUUUAUGAAUGGAUAGCUGGUUACAAGAUGUGA
Messenger RNA from Impatiens glandulifera, 881 nucleotides. RefSeq names its product signal peptidase complex subunit 2-like. Gene Ontology annotation, biological process: protein targeting to ER. The transcript has 5 exons. Bases 48 to 647 code for a protein of 199 amino acids. Lineage: Eukaryota; Viridiplantae; Streptophyta; Magnoliopsida; Ericales; Balsaminaceae. The record is from RefSeq and is a predicted model, not a curated record. Gene Ontology annotation, cellular component: signal peptidase complex; membrane.